This is a messenger RNA of Oikopleura dioica, 516 nucleotides long. Lineage: Eukaryota; Metazoa; Chordata; Appendicularia; Copelata; Oikopleuridae. The record is from the annotation of a GenBank genome assembly.
AUGUCGAAUAUAAAAGUUAUAUUCCAGAAACUCCCUGCUUCUGAGCAAGAAUUUCAAGAAAAAUUGAAGGUUUUAUCUAAGGCAGAAAAUGACGUAUCGACCGGUCUUUAUGAACUCCAGCAGUUCAAAAUGAAGAAGGCCGCAAUCGGUCCCCGUCAUUUCGCUUUUCUCACCGAAGACGGCCAAAUUUGCAGAGUCGGCUUCCAUGCCAGCCCGCGAGUGUUGGAAAAGAAAGAAAAAGUUCCAGAUAAGGACUCAUCAUUAAUGAAAGAAGGAUCGAGCAAGUCGGGCACAUACUCGGGCCUGAUGAGCACGGAUAUUGCGAAAGACAUCAGACUAGCGCUUCAAUCUCGUUCUCAUCGAGGAAGAAUGCAUCAAAGUUAUCAUCGCCGUCCUCCAGGAAUCGGUGGGCGGCCGGUUGAUGAAUCAAUGCAAGUGCCAGAAGACCACAUCAAGCGAUGCGAAGAUGUCCUCCUGGCACUCCACGAGACACAAUCCGCAAAGAGCUGCAAAUGA